GACAUUUAUCAAACGUGCAUAAAGGUACGUGUUGAGCAAAUUUUAUAUUAUUGCACAUUCAACGCCUGAGGAUGGGUAGGAUUGGCGCUAUGGUCGGUUUCAUUUUAAGUGUUUUCCUGGUUUCAACUGUGGUUGUAGCUGAAUCGCCUCCAGCUGUCGGUUGUGGCAAACCUCCUCCGUGUCCCGAAAAUGAGGUUCGUCGCUGUCAAUACCCCUGCCCACCGGACAGUUGCUUCACCUUAUAUGCGGCUGUUGACUGCAUCGCCAACCAAACUUGUGUUAACGGCUGUUACUGCAAGAGCGAUUAUUUGAGGAUUGGCCGCACUGGUCCAUGCGUACCCAGAGACCAGUGUCCUCCACUUGAAUGUGUCAACGAUCCCAACGCUCGACGAGGUUGUGGAGAAAAAUGUGGCAACACAUGCGCCGACUACAACUCUAAUCCAAUUUGCCCCAAACGACCAUGCAGAAACGAUGGAUGUGACUGCAAAGAGGGAUAUGUUUAUGAUAAGAAUCAAGAGAAGUGUGUUCUUCCUAAGGACUGCACAAAACCAUGUGAAGCUCACGAAAGAUGGUCGCCUUGCCUGAUGGGCGAGUGUGUACCUAAAACGUGCGAUGAUUUGGGCAAACCACUGAAAUGUCCAGCCGAUGCAGUGGAUCCUUGCCCCGGUGGUUGUAUUUGUGACUACGGGUAUGUGAGGGCUAAAAAUGGUACCUGCAUAGAUGCCAAGACUUGCCCCAGCUGCGGUGGAGACCCUAAUGCAGAAACCGGCUGUGGAAACCCUUGUGGAAAGACCUGUGCAAGCCGAAAUAAAACUGAUAUAAUGUGUCCCCAAUACUGUGAAGUCAAUGGCUGCGACUGCAAAAAAGGAUAUCUUCUGGAUGACGAAGCAAAACCACCAAGAUGUGUUCUUGUUGAAGAUUGUCCUAAGCAAUGCGGACAGAACGAAGAAUUCUACUGCGGACCAUCUUGCGGGCCGGACUAUGAAGCUUCUUGCUCUAACCCCAACCCGCCUAUUUGCAUCAACAAGCGAUGUGAAUUCAAAUGCUUUUGCAAGAAAGGCUUCGUAAGGGAUGACAAUAACGGCAACGUUUGUGUACCUGCUGAUAAAUGUCCUAGAAACUGCACAAAAAAACACGAAGUAUACAUCGAUUGUUUAGCUGGCCAGUGCCUUCCGAAAAAGUGCGAUGAUCUAGGCAAGUCGCUCUCGUGUCCGCGCAUCCAUCCCUGUCCUGGCGGUUGCAUAUGCGAAAAAGGAUACUUGAGAGACGUUGAUGGAAAUUGUAUUAAAAUUGAAAACUGCCCUCCGAAACCCUGUGGAGAGAAUCAAACGUGGCUGUCCCCUUGCAACUGGCCUUGUCCUUAUCCUCGUUGUCCAAGAAAUGACAAGCCGCCACCGCCGUGUGAGAAAAUAGAACCAUGCUAUCCAGGGUGUCAGUGUAAAUUAAAUUAUUUGAGAAACUCAACUGGGUACUGCAUACUCGCUCCGGAAUGUCCUCCAGUGAACUGUACUCGGCCAAAUGAAGUGUGGGAUAGUUGCCCCUCAGCAUGCCUGGCUGAAAACUGUGAAGACGUCAACAACCAGCCUACUACCUGCAAUACUCUCAUUUGGCUGUGCUCACCUAGGUGUGUUUGUAAGAAGGGACACUUUAAAAACAAAGAUGGCUUAUGCAUUCCUGCUGCACAAUGCCCAAAUUAUUGUAAAGAUCCCAACGCCUCGUGGAGAGAUUGCCGCGAUAUUUGCCCUGGCACUUGUCAAAAUCCAAAACCGAUAUGCAUCAGUAAAGUGGCGUGCAGACCUGGGUGCCAGUGUAAAAAAGGGUACGUUUUGAAUAAACCUGGUGAAGGUGGGAAAUGCAUCAAGCUUCAAAAAUGUUCAGUUUCAACGACCUCAACCACUACAACCACUCCCGCUCCGCCAAAAUGCAAAGCCAAUGAACAUUGGAUAGAUUGUUUAGUUGGCCAGUGUCAGCCGAAGACGUGCGAUGAGCUGAUAACACCUGCGCCAUGUCCUAGAGUCAUUCCUCCGUGUCCUGGUGGUUGUAUCUGCGAUGAUGGAUAUGUCUGGGACGCAACAGGAUGCUGUAUAAAGAAAGAAGACUGUCCUAAAGUUUGCAAAGGACAGAAUGAAGAAUACACCAACUGUGUAAACAAUCAAUGCACUCCAAGAACUUGUAAGGAGGUAGUCAAAAUGUCAUAUUGUCCGUCUUCUAAGCCAGGUAAAGGAUGUAAAGAAGGAUGCAAAUGCAAGAAUGGAUUCGUGAGGAGGAUAAUAGAACCUGUAUUGCCAUAAGUGACUGUCCCGAAGCUGGUACAUGCACAGAUAAAAACGAAGUCUGGGUACAAUGCGCAGUCAACUGUCCAAGGGACUUCUGCCCAAAGGAUGACCAGCCACAACCGAUAUGCUUUCUGCCUGUUGGCAUUUGCCACCCUGGGUGUAAAUGCAAGCCGGGCUUCAGGAUCUCUAAGAACAAUAAGUGUAUCCCAGCACGUGAUUGUCCACCAGUGAAGUGCACCCGACGUAACGAGGAGUACAAUUCUUGCCCCAAAAAUGGUAUAACCUCAUGUGCCCAGCUUGAUACAUCUCCUGCUGUGGUGCUGGUGAGGGCUGACCCACCGAUCUGCAACCCGGGAUGUGUUUGCAAAAAAGGCUUCUACAAGAACGAUAAUGGCACGUGUGUUACAAAAUGCGAGUGUCCUCCAACCUCCACAUCUGAUUAAGUGCCAUCCGUCAUUAUAGUUAAGACGAGGUACCUACAUAAUUUUAUAACCGGUUGACAAUUAUUUUCAAUUUCAAUAUUUUUUUGUCAUUCGUAUAAUAAAUAUCGAGUCAACGCUAGCACCAUUUAGAAAUCAGCAUUGUAUAAUCAUCAUGAUAUCAUUAUCAUAUCCAAUAAAUAGUUAAUGAAAUUC
Messenger RNA from Leguminivora glycinivorella, 2911 nucleotides. RefSeq names its product zonadhesin-like. Lineage: Eukaryota; Metazoa; Arthropoda; Insecta; Lepidoptera; Tortricidae. The transcript has 15 exons. The record is from RefSeq and is a predicted model, not a curated record. The coding region runs from base 72 to 2291 and encodes 739 amino acids.